Messenger RNA from Leptonychotes weddellii (Weddell seal), 1392 nucleotides. The record is from RefSeq and is a predicted model, not a curated record. Lineage: Eukaryota; Metazoa; Chordata; Mammalia; Carnivora; Phocidae.
AUGGACCCUGCCCCUCCUCUACCUCCACCACACCACUCUGCUCUGGACCCUCGGCCUCCUGAGCCCUUUCUGACUGGUUUCUUCUCCAUUCUGCCCCAGGGCCUGAACAGCAUGUUCGAGGUGUACCUGGUGGGGAACAAUUCCCAGCACUUCAUCAUCUCCCCCACCUCUGUCCAAGGGAAGGCAGACAUUCGCAUCCGGGUGGCCGUCCCCCUGGACUAUGAGACUGUGGACCGCUAUGACUUUGACCUCUUUGCCAACGAGAGUGUGCCUGACCACGUGGGCUAUGCCAAGGUGAAGAUCACCCUCAUCAACGAGAAUGACAACCGGCCCAUCUUCAGCCAGCCACUGUACAACGUCAGCUUGUACGAGAACGUCACCGUGGGGACCUCUGUGCUGACAGUCCUGGCAACAGACAAUGACGUGGGCACCUUUGGGGAAGUCAACUACUUCUUCAGCGAUGACCCUGACCGGUUCUCUCUGGACAAGGACACAGGGCUCAUCAUGCUCAUCGCCAAACUGGACUAUGAGCUCAUCCAGCGCUUCACCUUGACAGUCAUUGCCCGGGAUGGGGGUGGUGAGGAGACCACAGGCCGGGUCAGGAUCAACGUGUUGGACGUCAACGACAACGUGCCCACCUUCCAGAAGGAUGCCUAUGUGGGGGCCCUGAGGGAGAACGAGCCUUCUGUCACCCAGCUGGUGCGGCUCCGGGUGGUGGCCAUCGACCUGGACGAGGGCCUGAACGGGCUGGUGUCCUACCGCAUGCAGGUGGGCAUGCCCCGCAUGGACUUCCUCAUCAACAGCAGCAGGGGUGUGGUGGUCGCCAGCGCGGAGCUGGACCGCGAGCGCAUCGCCGAGUACCAGCUGCGCGUCGUGGCCAGCGACGCGGGCACGCCCCCCAAGAGCUCCACCGGCACGCUCACCAUCCGAGUGCUGGACGUGAACGACGAGACGCCCACCUUCUUCCCCGCCGUGUACGAUGUCUCCGUGUCCGAGGACGUGCCGCGGGACUUCCGGGUGGUCUGGCUGAACUGCACGGACAAUGACGCGGGCCUCAAUGCCGAGCUCAGCUACUUCAUCACAGGUGGAAACGUGGAUGGGAAGUUCAGUGUUGGCUACCGUGAUGCUGUUGUGAGAACAGUAGUAAACCUGGACCGGGAGACCACAGCCGCGUACACGCUCGUCCUGGAGGCCAUCGACAAUGGCCCCGUAGGUAAGCGGCGCACAGGGACGGCCACCGUGUUCGUCACCGUCCUGGACGUGAACGACAACCGGCCCAUCUUUCUACAGAGCAGCUACGAGGCCAGCGUCCCCGAGGACAUCCCUGAGGGACACAGCAUUGUGCAGGCAGGUGGCCGUAGCCCCCUGGGGCAGCUGGAAGAGAGCACCUAG